Messenger RNA from Brienomyrus brachyistius, 2204 nucleotides. RefSeq names its product procollagen galactosyltransferase 2-like. Bases 87 to 1799 code for a protein of 570 amino acids. The transcript has 12 exons. Gene Ontology annotation, molecular function: procollagen galactosyltransferase activity. Lineage: Eukaryota; Metazoa; Chordata; Actinopteri; Osteoglossiformes; Mormyridae. The record is from RefSeq and is a predicted model, not a curated record.
CGAUUCUGGUGGCUCUGGUGCCGGGAUGGCACGCUGAGCUGGUUACUCCUGGAAAGGAACCCGUUCAUACCGAGUCUCCUCUGCUUAUGCCGACAAUUAUGAUCGCUGUUCUGGCUCGUAACGCAGCACAUAGCCUCCCCUACUAUCUGGGCUGCAUCGAGAGACUGGACUAUCCCAAGGACAGGAUCGCUCUCUGGGUAGCAGCUGAUCACAGUUUGGACAACACCACAGCUAUGCUGAAGGAUUGGCUAAAGAGGGUCCAGGAACUGUAUCACUACAUCGAAUGGAGACCCCGGGAGGAGCCGCAGUUGUACGCGGAGGAGUUGGGGCCCAAGCACUGGCCCCCAUCCCGGUUCACUCAUGUGAUGAAGCUGAGACAGGCGGCCCUGAAGGCCGCGAGGGAACACUGGGCCGAUUACAUCCUGUUUUCAGACACUGACAACCUGCUGACAAACACGCAGCUCCUGACGCUGCUGAUGGCAGAGAACCUGACGCUGGUGGCCCCCAUGCUGGAGUCUCACACCCUCUACUCCAACUUCUGGUGCGGCAUGACCUCACAGGGCUACUACAAUCGCACUGCAGACUACGUCCCCAUCCGCCAGUGGAAGCGCUCCGGCUGCUUCCCGGUUCCCAUGGUGCACUCCACCUUCCUGCUGGACCUGCGCCGCCCCGCCAGCCGCGCCCUGGCCUUCCACCCGCCCCACGCCAGCUACAGCUGGGCCUUCGACGACAUCAUGGCCUUCGCCUUCUCCGCGCAGCAGGCAGGGGUGCAGAUGCACGUGUGUAACAGGGAGCAUUACGGCUUUCUGCCCGUGCCUCUGAAGCCCCAGCAGACGCUGGAGGAGGAGGAGGAGAACUGCGCCCACACCAUCGCCGAGGCCAUGAUCCACCACUCCUUGGAGCCAUCACAUUACCUGCACAUUCCCGAAAAACCCCCGGACAGGAUGAGCUUUGAUCAAAUCUUCCUCAUCAAUCUUAAACGCCGUGCUGAGCGCCGGCAGAGGAUGUUGAGGACGCUGGCUGUGCUGGGCAUUGAGGCCACCAUUACUGAGGCGGUGGACGGAAAGACCCUGAACUCCUCCCAGCUGUGGGCCCUUGGAAUCGAGAUGCUCCCAAGUUACAAGGACCCAUACUCAGGCCGGACGUUGACCCGUGGGGAGAUUGGCUGCUUCCUCAGUCACCACUACAUCUGGACACAGGUCGUGGAACGAGGGCUCAAGCAGGUGUUGGUGCUGGAGGACGAUGUGAGAUUUGAGCCCCGGUUCAAGAGCAGGCUGGGAGAUAUCAUGAGAGAUGUUAACCGCGUGAAGCUCAACUGGGACCUGAUUUAUGUGGGUCGCAAGAGGCUGCAGGUGCAGUACCCUGAGAAGCCUGUAGAGGGUGUAGUGAACCUGGUGGAGGCAGACUACUCCUACUGGACUCUGGGCUAUGCCCUCUCGCUGCAGGGGGCCAGGAAGCUACUGCAGGCCCAGCCGCUCAGCAAGAUGCUGCCUGUGGACGAGUAUCUGCCCGUCAUGUUCAACAAGCACCCCAAUCAGGAGUACCUGCAGCACUUCAGCGCGCGGAACCUGCGUGCGUUCUCUGCGGAGCCGCUGCUCCUGUUCCCCACCCACUACACGGGCGAGCCAGGCUACCUCAGCGACACCGAGACCUCCACCAUCUGGGACGAUGAAGGAGUCAGCACCGACUGGGACCGCCAGUAUGCCCAGCGGAAGCACCGGCCGCACCCGCCAGCCCACGGCACCAUGGACAGUGAGAACGUUCCACCGGGGUCUGCCGCCAACAAGGAUGAACUCUAACCUUUCACCCGGAAGGACCUGCUGACAAUGACAUGCACAGAGAUUGCAAUGACUAUCUGAUACAAAUAUACUGCACUGCCCCACAAACGCGAAACACAGUAUCUGCAUCUUUUAUCAAAGCUGAGUUGUGACCAAAAUCAAGGUUCUGUAUCAUUCACCUACCUACUACAGCUAGGGGUGGACAGUCAGAAAAUUAUGAAGCCCUGUUCUGUUUCAGUUUCAGCGUAGUUACUGUGCUUCGCCUUUGUAGGACAGUGUGCUUGGUACUGUACACAAGCUGCUGUAUUCAUACACACUAGGGGUGUAAUGGUACCCAAAAUUCAUCGUUCGGUUUGUAUGCAUAAAUCCAUAAACCUCGGUGUGUAUAGUGGACUUUAAGCCCCCCCCCCCCCCAUGCCCCCCCAA